Ectocarpus sp. CCAP 1310/34 is the source of this 1814-nucleotide messenger RNA. The record is from the annotation of a GenBank genome assembly. NCBI's taxonomy places the organism in Eukaryota, Phaeophyceae, Ectocarpales, Ectocarpaceae.
UGUCCGUGGUCAGAGCGGCUCGGACGCGUGAGUUAUUCUGACGGAUUUCCCUGUGCACCCGAGUGUUGUGCGUUUCACGGUAGUCGAGUCCAACGGACGCACGGCAGUCUACAGGUUCGAGGCAGCAGGCGGCGAGACUUCGCCAGCACCGCUCUUGACCAUCAACGGCCGCAUGACUACCACCGUAGCCGAUGCAAUGGUUGGCUCUGCUUCCGCUGGUGCCGACGCUGACGACGUAGGGGUGCCGUCAGGCAGCGGAGGAGGGUGGGUGGAGGGGGUGGACUCCGUGAAAGAGGCAAGCGACAGGCUGGUGAGCUUCGUGGCUGACGUCCUGGCGCGGUACGGAUGGACUGCGAUUUUUCUCGUGAUCGUGUGGUACAACUGCAAGGACGCCGUCAAGAGGCGUUAUUGGAAAUGGCGAAAUAAGAGAUCGCUGGACGACGCCAACAGGCCAGACCGACGGGCCGUGCUAGAUCGCGAGAGGGCGAGGUCGGUAGCAGAGAAGCAGGCGCAGGCGCUGGAAGAUGCCAGGGCGGCAGCGGAAAGAAAUACGCAGCAGAAGAUGCAGAGCUACGCGAGAACGACCACAAGCACAAAGGACGACUAGAAUACCACCAUCUGGAGCUACAAGGGCUGCGUUCGAGCUGAGGACAGUCUGAAACCAUGAUAUGGGAUCGGAUCGGAUCGGAUCGGACAACUGUGACAUGUUCCCACCAGAGAAGGAAGAGGUACUGCGUGGUGUCUUGGAGCCUCAGCCGAAUAUGUCGCCGCCCCCCCUUGUACUUUUCGAAUUGGUUGGUGAGUUUGGCAUCUUGUACACGGCAGCCGAAUCGCUGCCAAGUUAUGAGGGGCUUGCGCACACCAGGAAAAGGGUAGUCUGUCUCUUGUUGCAUCAAGGUUGAUGUUGAGUGUUGAUCAAAGCGAAACACGUUCUCUGGCUCUUUUGUUCUGCUUGUAUUUGGGGAAGACAUAUACCAUGUAGACGGUAGAAAACAGGAAAAAGCGAGGGGGGAUAUUUGGCAUACCGAUGCGUGUCCCAUGUGUGUGCAAGCUGCGUGGCUGAUCGCUCAGAAGAUGUGUGCGUUCAGAAGAAGCAGCCACCACUUGAAGGUAAUUGGCUCUUGUUGCCUGGGUCCUUUCUUGUGUUUCUUUUAUUUUCUGUGAAGUAAGCCAUCAUUUAGCAGCACCAUCAGUAUUUUUAUGUAGGGUUGUCAAAGUAACACCUGUUUCCCAUGGCGAACUUCGGAAGUCACGAGGGCUUUCUGAAACUGAGUGCUUAACUCUCAGGUUCUCAGGUGGUGGUGGCAUGGCGCAUUCUUUUGUACGCGUAUGUAGCGAUCUGAGCACCCGGGCCCCAUGUGGUUUUAUCGAAUAAUGGUGAACUUUUGGGUGAACAGGCGUCGAAAGAAAAUAGGGGAGGCAAGAGUGAUCUACGCUAGGCAUGCAUGCUGUGUGCAAACGAGGUUUCCAUAACUAAUUGUAAGCGUCAACGUCGGCGGGCCUUUCUUAUUCAGGGAACAUGCGGUACACAUAGCCUCGAACCAACAACCUGAAUAGGAAGGAUUUCACAACCUUCUUGUCCGUUGGUGGGGGAGGCACAGAGGUGGAAACCACGAUGAAGGAGGCAAGAAAGUCAAUACCCGUGUAAUAUACCUUCUCUUCGAUUGAUCGAUGAUGGGGAGGGAAGCGUGUGCGGGCAUUCGUCGACGCGACCAUCGGAUCGUGAUCAGUAGAAGAACCGCCUUAGGUUUGAGCCAAACAUACACGAGCGACGCCGUGCGAUACGCGCUGUGUGUUGCGUGAUUUAACUCCGU